Molecule: messenger RNA, 1891 nt
Organism: Gossypium raimondii (Peruvian cotton)
Lineage: Eukaryota; Viridiplantae; Streptophyta; Magnoliopsida; Malvales; Malvaceae
Product: polyadenylate-binding protein-interacting protein 4
Exons: 13
Coding region: 171-1790 (539 amino acids)
Biological process (GO): cytoplasmic stress granule assembly
Cellular component (GO): cytoplasmic stress granule
Molecular function (GO): RNA binding
Source: RefSeq, a predicted model, not a curated record
AUUGGAAGGGAAAAAACUAAGAAAAUUGCAUUUUGUCUCCUUUUUGUUUUUCCAAUUCCCCCGUGUAAUAUCAAACCCCACUCCUACUUCAGAUCUCUGUUCUUCCAUAUAUACAGUUUUUUUUUUUUUUUAGAAUUGAAACAGAAAAGGAAAGGAAUAAAGGAGUAGAGAUGGGGCUCAAAAACAGAGUAGAAGAAGAUAAUUGUUCAGUGAAUGAAGCUUUGUUGUUUGUCACCAUCUCCAUCAUUGGUCUGCAAGUAGAUGUACACUUGAAAGAUGGCUCCGUUUACUCUGGAAUCUUCCACACUGCUUCUGUUGAGAAGGAAUAUGGUAUUGUUUUGAAGAAAGCAAAAUUGACUAAACAGGGCAGAUGUGCCACCAAUGUUGCGAAUGGCAGUGUAGUAGAGACGCUUGUAAUCCUUGCUGGUGAUCUUGUUCAAGUUUUUGCGAAGGGAGUCCCACUUCCUCUUGAUGGUUUUGCUGGAAAUAUAGCUUGUGGUAAUGGAGAAGCUGCUUCUGAGAUUCCCCCUUCUUCUGCCAAUUCGCUGAAUGGGACCAAGAAGUUCAAUAAGUCUACCAUGGAUGAAAGAAUAAGUAAUACGAAAAGAAAUUCAGCUCCCAACGAGAAUGGAUUUGCUGAUGGUUUUAUAUCCAUGGGUGCUGGAAAUGAAGAUGAAGGUCAAAAGUUGCUAGAGAAACCUAUGGGAAAUGGAAAAGGAGUUGAAUAUCACAAAAGAGAGGAGACAAACAUCGAGCAGAGAGAAGAUGUUUCUGGUGCCACUGUUGCUAGGAGACAGGUUGGAGAGGAUAGGUCGCAGCCUUCGCAGGAUGAAUUUGGCCAAAAUUUCAAGUUUCAUGUUGACGGGAGUGAGAAGGAAGUUCAAUCCUCGGUUUCAAGCUGCGAGUCUUCUGCUCUCGAUACUCUUAAGCCAGUGGAUGGUGAAAUUGACAAUCAUUGUGAAAGGCCCUCUGCAACAGACAUUCACCAAGAUGCUGUUUGUUCUGGUGUUUCGAUUUCUUCUAAUCCUGCUAUGAAUGUUUCCCCAGAAUCAUGCCAGAGGUCUUUUGCUAAUCCGACUGCCAUACUUCCUCCACAAAAUUCAGAAUUAAAUAAAAACUCCAAGGAAUUUAAGCUCAACCCUGGAGCAAAAAUUUUCUCUCCAUCUUUUGUUACUGCCACAUCAGUGCCUCCUCCAAUGGUACCAACAGUUGCAAAUAUGUCUUACAUACCAAGCAACUCUCCUAUGGUAGCUGUUGCUGGUUCUCAGCCAGAGGUUGGGAUGGGCACUUUUGCACCUCGUUCCUCUGCUCCUAAGUUUGUCUCAUAUGGCAACUUAUCGGCUGCAACUGGUGUCAAUGGUUCUCAAUUUUCUCAACCUAUUGUUGGGCACAUGGGGAAUAGAACCCAGCCACUUCGAUAUGCUAGUCAAUAUCAUCCUGUUCAGGCUGCACCUGCAUAUUUGAACCCAAAUUCACAAGCAGUUAUGUUUGGGCAUAUGGGACAACUGAUUUGUGUGCCUGUUUCUCAUGACUUGGUUCCAAAUGCAGCAGCUAUCUCUCCGGAACCCGCACGUCCUCCAUUGACUCCACAUCACGUCCAAUUUCCGAAACACCAAGGAAGUGCACCAGACCAAGCAUUGCAGCUUUGUGUACCUCAGCCUUUCAUCGCCGGUGGACAGCCGCCAUUGACAGUGCCGAGCCAUAUUCCAUAUUUGCAGCCUCCCUUUCCUGUCAAUCGUCCCAUUCAAAUCCCGGGAUCUAAUGGUCUCUUUAGCACAAAGCUUCCCUGAAAUUUUGUUAUUUUUAGUUUUACCCUUUGUUUUUUUUUUCCUUUGUUCUGUUUGAAGAUAAAUAAAAAUUUUGACCUAUAAAAUUUCAUAUUUUGGGAGCA